GGAGCAGAAACACCCUUCCUCUAUGGUCAGAAAGUGGAAGUUAGUCGAUCAGCGGUCAUGAAUCUCACUGAUUGUCAGUACCGUUUUAAACUGAUCAUGAUAGGUGGAGAUUGUGCUGGAAAGUCAUGCAUGCUGCAUCGCUACACAAAGGGCCAGUUUCCAGAAAGUGUAGAUGUGACCAUUGGAAUGAGCUUCCGCAAUCACAUCCUAGAGGUGGAGCCUGGGGUGAGAGUGGCUCUACACAUUUAUGAUACAGCCGGUCAUGAAUCCUUCUGGCAGGCUAUCAGCUGUUGCUUCCCUCAGUCUGCUGGAUGUCUACUGGUGUUUGAUCUGGGCAAUAACAAGUCUUUCAAUUACAUCAAGCAUCGAUACACAGAGGUGUGCAAGGCUGUCCGUCCAUACAGUGUUUUGUUUGUGCUGGUGGGACACAAGUGUGACAGAGAAGAGCGAGAAGUGAGUCAAGAAGAGGUGGAAGAGUUUGCAAGUGAAGUUGGAGCUCCGUACAUCGAGACCUCUGCUAAAACAGGUCAUAAUGUGGCAGAAGCUUUUGAGCUGUUGACCCACCGCAUUUAUCAAGGCUUAAUAAGUGGACAAGUGCAUUUGCAUGAAAGCUGGGGAAAGAUCGAGAACAAAAGCAACAAAUGCUGUGCCUCAUGAAAGAAGCAUGGCUAUAUUUUUUGAUUGCACAUAAAAGUAGCCGUGCAUUGAGAAAAAUUAAAAAUAAAUUAAAGAAAUAAAUCACAUUUCAUAAGAUGACAGUG
This is a messenger RNA of Danio aesculapii, 761 nucleotides long. RefSeq names its product ras-related protein Rab-39A. The record is from RefSeq and is a predicted model, not a curated record. The transcript is spliced from 2 exons. NCBI's taxonomy places the organism in Eukaryota, Metazoa, Chordata, Actinopteri, Cypriniformes, Danionidae. The coding region runs from base 58 to 657 and encodes 199 amino acids. Gene Ontology annotation, molecular function: GTPase activity; GTP binding.